ACUCUACUUUACGAGUUUCUGAAGGCAGCCAUGUGAGUCGAAAAGUAAUCUCGCUUUUCAAUUAUUUUUUACUACACCAUUUUCCUCUUGUGAACGAAAAUUCAUAAAAGAUAAAAGAAAAAAUGGAGUUUAUGCAUAAUGACGAUGUGCCAUUUGAUAGCCAAAAGAUCGAAACAGUACAACAGAGUAUUGUAAAAAGUAUAAAUUCUCGGUUAAAUCAAGCACGAUCCGAUGGUUUACUUCUGCUGGAUAGACUUCUGCCUUGUUCUAAGGACACAUUAUCAAAAUAUGGUUUAUUCUGGAUAACUAAUGCCAUUAAAGUAGUGGAAAACAUACAUAGUAAUAUACAAGAUUUAACACUGGCAUGCAAAGUAUUAGGUCCUCUAAUUGAACAUUGUAAGAAUAUCCCAGAAUUACAUAAACAGAUUUCCACACGAAUUAUUAAACAGAUUAUAAAUGCACUUAGUGCUUUACGAACAAAUGCAAAAUGUGGAGCGGUGUAUUACUUAAUAGCUGUUUUGCUAUAUCAUUAUCCUGAAGUUUGCGAACGGUUUCAGGAAUUGAUAAAAAAAAUGAUAUUACUACAAAUUGAUUCAACUGAUGACAAUUUGGUUAAUGCAAGUGCAAAAUGCUAUGUUCUUUUUUCUAAAGCAACAGAGCGUUCAUUUAAAUCAACAGAAGCUACACCUAUGUAUACCAGAUUAAUAUAUAACGAAAUGUUGCUUUGUAAUAAUUUAAAUGCUAUAAUGGAUCAAUUAUUCCGUGAAUUAAUAGAGCUGAAAAAGAAAGAUACAAAAAAGGAUCUAUUAGAAUUACCAUAUAUAACUGAUAGGGAGUAUAACAAACAGGAACAAAGAUUUUCAAAUUUGUGUAUAUAUCUCUCCUCAAUGUUACGUGGAUAUGAAGCAAGAAAUUCAGUUUUGCCUCAGAAUAUUUUACAGGUUUUAAGUCGGGGAUUAAUGAUUACACCAUUAAAUUUGAAGACUAAAACUUCUGACGAACGGAUGCUAUACAUAAUCUUGCCAAAAUUACAUAUUAGUUUGCUCACAGUUUUAGAUGCACUGAUAAAUGGAUUUGCACAGGAGUUGGUACCAUUUGGAAUAACAAUAUUAGAGUUAUUCCAAACAGUAUUACAAUGGACAAAUACUGAUUUUAAAAAUCAAAUAACAUUUAGCAAUAGUAAACCUUUCAGAAGUGUAAAAAUACAGGCUUACAAAUGUCUCUGUUCAUGGCUGAUGAAUACUAGUUCAUUGUCGGGUAUAGAGACAAUCGCAAACGAAUGUAUUAAUUCUAUAUUGAAGGAUAUAAUACCAGAACGAGAUCGUAUAUUAUUAACUAUGCACCAAAAAACGCCACAAUUAUCUAAACGGGCUAUAAAACGUUUUAAACAAAGUCAAUAUGAAAAUAGCACAGUUUUGAAUAAUGAAAAAGAUUCUAUUAAAAGUGGACAUUUAGACCCAGAUUUGUGCAAAGAGGCUCUUAUUACUUUGUAUAAUAUACUUUCCAGUGGUACAAUAUUAUUAAAAGAAACGUUUUACAAGAACGUUCUAAAUACUGUGAUACCUUUAUUAUACAACCUUUAUUUAAAUUCUUUUGAACAAAGCUUUUAUAAAGAAAACCACAAAUGUCGCUUGGAACUAUUCAAAGUCUUAAAAGCUUUGCUAAUGUAUCCACAUAUUACGUUAGGAUUUCCAAUACAAUAUUGUCUAGAAAUAUCACAUAUGGCAGCUUAUGAUAUUGAUAUAAACAUCAUUCAAGAAGCAAAACUUGCAUUAGCUGAAUUAGAAAAAAUUAUACAUCCUGCUGCACCUACAUUACAAUUACCUCGACAACAGGAACCUGAUAAUGAAUUUGUUUCUGAAAAUCAAACAGAAGAAGUUGCUAUUACUAGCAAGUCAGACAAAGGAAGUUGGGUUGAAGAAGAUAUUUCAGAAAAUGUUUUUGAAAGUCAAGCAGAAGAAGUUGCUACUACUAGCAAGUCAGACAAAAGAAGUUGGGUUGAAGAAGAUAUUUCAGAAAAUGUUUCUGAAAGUCAAGCAGAAGAAGUUGCUAUUACUAGCAAGUCAGACAAAAGAAGUUGGACUGAAGAAGAUCUUUCAGAAAAUGAUGUAACGUUAUCUGUACAUAAACGACCAAAAAUAAUUGCGUCAGAAAUAAUACAGAAUGGAAAUAAUAUCAAAUUAAUAAAGAAAAAGAGCACAUUAAAUAUAGAUAAAUUUGAGACAGAGAAGAAUUCAUAUAAAAACAUUAGCAAAUUAAAUAAAAAUGAUAAAAUUGAAGAAGAGCUUCCUAAAUUGAAGAAUUCAUGUAAAAACAUUAGCAAAUUAAAUAAAAAUGAUAAAAUUGAAGAAAAGCUUCCUAAUGAUACAGAUAUAGCAUCAUUUAUAUGUGAACAGCCAAAAAUAGUUACUUCAAGAUGUACUGAAAUAAUUCCAAGUAAAAAUACAAUAGAAUCAAUAGAAAUAGUUCCGAGUGAAAAUACUAUAAAACUAAUAGAAACAAAUAAUAGUAUAAUGGAUAUAGAUAAAACUCAAGAAGAUGAGAAUUUAUGUGAAAAAGAAGAAACUGGAAAUAUAUUACAAGAAGAAUGUGAAAUAUACUAUAAUAAAGAAAAAAAUCAGCAUAAUAUUGAUAAAAUCAUAAAUUCCACAACUGAAAAUAAAGUAGAAUGUGAAUACAUUACACAUGUUAACACAGAAGAAAAGAAACAACUCAAAGAAAAUUUAAUAUCAUGUACAAAUGAACCGGAUAAAAAAGUAGAAGAUAUUUUUCUUCAGAAAUUUUCUGAAUUUGAUGAAGAAAUACAUAUGGCGAUGAAUGAAAAGUCAAGAACAAAAAGUGAAGAAGAAUUGGUCAAUGCACAGGAUAUACAAUCAUUGCAAGAAGAAGAAAUAAAUUGGCAGACAGAUUAAUAUAUAUUUUUUUAUUUGAUACAUUUAUACAAUAAAAAGAUAUGUGUAUAAACUAAAAGAAGUUGAACAAAUUUAACCAGCGAAUGGUAUUGAUGGUAUAGGUACCUUUGGUAAUAAUCUGCCAUUUGUUUUACGUUGUACAGUAUUCUCUUUAUUUGGUUCUUUAAUAUUUUGAUUGGUCGAUUGAUUCGCGAUGUUAAGGCCAGAUUUAAGAUCAGGAACAAAUUCAUUUAUUGUAUUAAUAGGUUCUUGAAUUACAGAUAUUGUUCCUGUGGUACCUUGUUCUAUUAAUUGUAAAGGAGCUUUAUAUAAACUACACAUUGGUGAUUGCAAUCGUUCUGGCACAGCGGUCCAUAAUCCCAUUUCGCAGUAUCUAGAACAUUAAUAGCAAACGGCACGGUUUAAUGUACCAGCAUGAAUAUGUAAUUCGUAAGUUUUUCGCAGCGUUACCUAAAAUUAUUCAUGCUUUUCGGAUCCGUCGUGAUACUAAUGAAAGAAUUUGUUUUAUCUGAGAAAUUUGGAAUUAUAUCCG
Molecule: messenger RNA, 3444 nt
Organism: Camponotus floridanus (Florida carpenter ant)
Lineage: Eukaryota; Metazoa; Arthropoda; Insecta; Hymenoptera; Formicidae
Product: proline-, glutamic acid- and leucine-rich protein 1
Exons: 8
Coding region: 123-2912 (929 amino acids)
Biological process (GO): rRNA processing
Cellular component (GO): nucleus
Source: RefSeq, a predicted model, not a curated record